AUGGACAAUGCCCCCCAUCCCCUCGCACCCCAGGGCCGUCCCGCCCUCCCCCGCCUGCAGACACACCCCGCACACAGCCCCGCCAGCCCUCCCCCGCACCGCCCGACCACCCGGCCGACUCAAAGACUCGGCGGCAGCAGCGAGGCCGAGCUUCUCGGCGUCCAUUCUCGCCAGAGCCAGCCACGCCGCCAUGGCGCAUGCUCUGCAAAGCUGGCCUCCCCGUCCCAAGCAUCACACUCGUCCUUCUUCGAUGACCAUGACGACCAUCAGACACCCCGCUCGUAUCGUCCUUCUCUGCGCCAGACGGAAUCAACUGCCUUGAAAGGACUCGACGGGUAUCUUGACAGUCUGGAUAGGAACGAGCUUGCUGUCGUGGAAACUCGUUUCGACCUCAUGACGGAUGAAGAGAUUCGUCUCUAUCUACAGAACCAAGAGGACGCGCCUGACGAAUCUGAACCCCCGGUGGAUGUCUCCGAUUCCGCCCCCGAAUUCGGGCAGUUACCUUCACAAGAGAAGCCCGACCUUUUUGGAGCCCAAUCUCCCCUUUUCCCCCCGUCUCCUCCUCCUGUGCGGGCCAGGGCUCUGGCCCAUGACCACCCGCUGCGGAUAUUAAGCAGGGUGGUCAAGGAAUUGAAAGAAGUCAUUGACCGUCUAGAGGAUGAGAAUGACUCGCUGCGUGAAGCUCAAAGUCGAAGGAGAUCAUCGAGUAGCAAAGCUGCCGACCAAAUAUCCAUCCAUGACAAUCUGAACGAAGCCAUUGCUACUUCCCUCACGUCUACGUCCUCCUUGCGACAUAUUCCGGAGCAGUCUAUAAGUAACACCAAGUCCCUUCCUUCAACCAUAGCCCCAUCUCCUUCCACCUCGAGCCGUAGACGGCCUCUCUCACCGGCCUCUGGUUUAUCUGUCCCAGCCCCAUCGGCCUCUUCUGAUGGACUAGAAGAAGAAGACAAAGACAUCAGCGGGACGACCUCUAGGGAAAAUCAGAAAUCCUGGACCUCGGGUCUAUGGGUCUGGAGUAACAAAAAGUCAAUCAAGUCCAGAAAGGGGAGCAUCAGUUCAUUCGCAUCGAGUUACCCUACCUCGUCCGAUUUCGGGGCACCCGCCCAGGCAAAUGCUGCAGCUGGUAACAACGACGACGAUGAGAUUUGGCGCAAAGGGGAUGGGAAUAACACUCCAUCGUUCACAGCGAUCUUCUUGGCCACAAGAAUAUUGACUCCCGACCCUUCAUCCAUCUUGGUGUCAACCAAGAUUCCGGCCAACUCUCUCGUCGCUUAUCUGGCUCACUCGCUCGUCAAUACAGCCCGUGACGAGGGUAUUGCGAUUAAGGAACCAGUCGGUCGAAGAAGAUCUAGAGACGCUUCCCGUAGUCAAACAAUUUCCACGGCCAGUCAUGUCCCUGUUCCCGUGAACGGUACCGAUCCAACCGGGGAUGGCAGACAAAAUGGUGACGGUGCUCUUGCUGUGACCGCUUCUCUUGGUAGAUCGCUCUUGUCGUCGGUUGCGGGCGCCACGAUGCGUGGUUCAAAGAAUAUGGUGGGAUCUGGAAGCGAUGAGCCUCGACCCUCGCUACGCAGCAGGGGGUCUUCUUCGCGUGGACACCCUUCAGCAGUAGCUUCUCCUGCUGUUGUCCAGCAUGCGACCAUGGAUUCGCCUCCAUCUGCGGAGACCCCCCUACCAUCUGUUGAAUUGUCUUCUAUCGUCCCAGAUGAGAGCCGCCCACCGACCGUGCUAUUGUCGCGGGAAAAUAUCGGGUCAUUCUUCCAAGCCAACAAGAUGGCAAAGCAAAAGAUUGCGACAGCGAGCAGAUUCAAGUCAGAAGAACCUCCCCUCACGGAUCGAUAUGGUUUCAUAUACGACAUUCAACAUGCAAAGAUGUUGAAAGAAGCGUCAGCUGCGGGCGCGCCCGCGCCUAUGUCCCUAAACGGUACGAUACCCAAAGCCGAUCAAGAAGAAGAAGGGUGGAUUGCCAAGCAACGAAGAGGAUCUCAUGGAAGCCACAAGUCUGCCAGAAGCAUUCUCAGUCAUGAGGAGGGCCAUUCCAGCCAGCUAGCUUCCCCUCGCCCUUCUGCACACUCUACAUUACCCGGUGUACAAUCAUCGACUCCAGAUAGAUCGACCCCGGCCGACUCGCGCUCUCGGUCAUCCACCCUUGCAAACCAUAGUCGGCAUCGAUCGGGUACCCUCAAUUUGAACCCUUCGCCCGCCCGGCCCGUGACUGGUAAAGAUCAACUGACCGUUUCUGCCAGAGGCUCUUCCAGUCUUCGCUCGAACGUGUCGCCCGUCGCUCCAUCCUCCGCUGGUGCACCUCCUCUAUCAGCCAGUCUUUCCCAGCCUAUUGGCAAUGAUGAAUUGGCGUCUGCCAGUGCGAGCCGCGUGACCGUUUCAAGUCUUCUUGAUCGUUUGACAGAACUCCACGAUCGACAGCAGAAGGAGCGUGUCGCAGAAUGGGAUGCUUUCCUGAAGAAACGAAACAAGCGUAGAACUGGCGACAAGGACCAGCGAUGGACGGCUGGGCUUAAUGGUGUCGGUCAAAUGGGACUGAGCAAUCAGGGCCAAGAGGACUUUAGAAGCUUCGCCAGAUUGGUCAGGAAGGGUCUGCCUCUCAAGUAUCGAGGGGACAUUUGGGCUGGCAAGUUGGUCGCUUUCUCCACCGCCCAUGUCGCUAAUUUGACUGCAGAGUGCUCUGGAGCCAAGGACUUGAUGGUACCGGGAGAAUACUCUGAAAUCCUCACGGUACACAAGGACUUUGAGAGUCCAGUGUUGGCGGACAUUGAGAAGGACGUGUCUAGAACUUUCCCUGGUAACGUAUUUUUCGGCGGAGAUGGGCCCGGGGUGGGGAAGCUGAGAAGGGUGCUGGUCGCAUACUCGUGGUACAAUUCGGCCGUUGGAUAUUGCCAAGGGAUGAAUAUGCUCGCCGCCACCCUACUGUUGACUCUCACUGACGAGGAACAAGCUUUCUGGGCUCUUGUCUGCAUGAUCGACAAAGCGCUUCCCUCAAACUACUUUUCUUCCUCCUUGAUUGGGUCUCGAGCGGACCAACUUGUUCUAUCACAAAUUGUCGCCCAAAUCCUGCCCAAGAUUCAUAAUCAUUUUCAACAACUUGGAGUGGAUCUGGCAAGCAUUACCUUUGGUUGGUUCUUGAGCCUGUUCACCGAUUGUCUACCUGUAGAGACAUUGUUUCGCGUUUGGGAUAUCUUCUUUGUUGAAGGGCACGACAGCAUCUUCCGGGUAGCUGUUGCCAUCCUGAAACUUAACGAGGUUGAGAUUUGCGCUUGUGAAAGCGUCGGGGACCUGUUCACUAUCAUAUCUUCCAUGACAUCAAGGUUGUGGGCAGCGGACAAGCUUAUUGCUUUACAAAACAGCUACAAAACAGUUAUCAAACAUGUUGACCUUGUGGCCAGGUGCGAAAAGGCGGUAGAGGCGCUUGAGAACGGCGAGGUUUAG
Messenger RNA from Cryptococcus wingfieldii CBS 7118, 3444 nucleotides. RefSeq lists its product as hypothetical. The transcript has 10 exons. The record is from RefSeq and is a predicted model, not a curated record. Lineage: Eukaryota; Fungi; Basidiomycota; Tremellomycetes; Tremellales; Cryptococcaceae. The coding region runs from base 1 to 3444 and encodes 1147 amino acids.